Molecule: messenger RNA, 8739 nt
Organism: Harpia harpyja (harpy eagle)
Lineage: Eukaryota; Metazoa; Chordata; Aves; Accipitriformes; Accipitridae
Gene: FGD4
Product: FYVE, RhoGEF and PH domain containing 4
Exons: 17
Coding region: 566-2848 (760 amino acids)
Biological process (GO): filopodium assembly; cytoskeleton organization
Cellular component (GO): cytoplasm
Molecular function (GO): zinc ion binding; guanyl-nucleotide exchange factor activity
Source: RefSeq, a predicted model, not a curated record
CUUCACUAAGGCUUUGCAAGGCUGAAGCACAAAGAGCGCUUGUUGCCCAGUCCCCGAGAGUCUCCCAGUGCUACCACUAGCUGGGGAGGACUGGUUACCAUGGAGGCUGCCAUCUGUUCGCUCCCCGCUGGAAUGUGAUUAUCCUUGCUGGGUUGGGAACCAGCAAAAGCAGGGGAGCGUGUGCUGUCGGCAAUUAUCUGCAAUGGAGUGCGUUAAUGGAAGGCUGGAAUUAGCUAGCUGGAGGAGCACAUAAAAGGAUUUUACCAAAACUAUUAAUGAUUUCUAGCCAAGAGGAGUAAGCUUUUUGCAAGGCAGCAGCAUCUGUCCAAAGUCCUUAAUAUUGUCUAGAUCUUGUACAGCGAGUGCCACAACCAGGCUAGUUGAGCAGAAUGUACACAAUGAAGCGGCUCAGGGAAUAAAUGGAAGUGUGCCAGUCAAACAGUCCCCACGUUCAGCUUCAAAUCCAAAGCCACAAGUGCCUCCAAAGCCAAUUCAUCUACAGAAGGUGUCACCUGUUACAUACCAAACCCCUAGGCAUAAAGCUUUAUCAAAUCAGAAACCAAGAAUGGAGGAAGAGGCACCCACCCCUGUUUCUAGUGUCGCAAAGGAAAAGUCCAGUAAAGUGUCAGAUCUUAUCAAUCGUUUUGAGGGAGGCAGCCCGUUAAAUCCUAGUGAUUUGAAGAAAGAUUCCUCUGUUCUCCACAUUUCUAAAUCUCAAGGAAGAUAUGGGUCAACACCAUCACCUCAGCCAAAACUCCCCUCCCAGCACCCACUACAAAAACAGGGAAACAGUAAUACCAACAAAACUCAGGUUGUACAGCUACACACAGCCAACGGAGUAGUAGCACAAGACCAGACGGAAGAUGAGGACAGGAGAUUACCAGAUCGUGGCUCCGCUAUAUCCACCCCGGUUCCAGAUAAUGCCAUCAACAGCAGCUUGAUAAAUGGGGAAAAAAAAAGUACUUCCAGAGAGUCAUUGCAAAGUAUGACUGCCUGUGAAGGACAGACGCUUAACAGCUGCUACAGGACUCCAAGCAGUGAUACACUGCUCCCAUCUGAAAAUGAAACUCUAGAAAUUAAUACUAAUGUGAAGGAAGAACCAACUGAGGAAAUGAGUAAGCAAGAUCAACCUGUAGAAACAAAGGAGACAGAUGAACAGAAACGUCACAAAAUUGCCAGUGAACUUCUGCAAACAGAAAAAGCCUACGUUAGCCGACUUGACCUCCUAGAUGGGGUAUUCUAUUCCAGACUCCUUGAGGAAGCCAACAGAGGUUCAUUUCCAGCUGAAGUGAUUAAUAAAAUCUUUUCUAACAUCUCAUCAAUAAAUGCCUUCCACAGUAAAUUCUUACUUCCAGAACUUGAGAAAAGAAUGCAAGAAUGGACUACCACCCCCAGAAUUGGAGAUAUUCUGCAAAAAUUAGCUCCUUUCCUCAAGAUGUAUGGAGAGUAUGUGAAGAAUUUUGAUAAUGCAAUGGAAUUGGUGAAAACGUGGACUGAACGGUCACCUCAAUUCAAAUUCAUUAUUCAAGAUAUUCAGAAGGAAAAAGUGUGUGGAAAUUUGACAUUGCAACAUCACAUGCUAGAACCAGUACAACGCAUUCCACGCUACGAGAUGCUUCUAAAGGACUACCUAAGGAAAUUGCCUCAGGAUUCUCUAGACUGGAAAGAUGCUGAAAAGUCCCUGGAAAUUAUAUCCACUGCAGCAAGUCACUCGAAUAGUGCAAUAAGAAAAAUGGAGAAUCUAAAGAAAUUGUUAGAGAUAUAUGAGAUGCUGGGAGAAGAGGAAGACAUUGUGAACCCUUCAAAUGAACUGAUAAAGGAAGGACAGAUCCUUAAACUCGCUGCUCGCAAUACGUCUGCUCAAGAGCGGUAUCUUUUCCUAUUUAACAAUAUGUUGCUCUACUGCGUCCCCAAAUUCAGCCUGGUAGGAUCAAAGUUCUCAGUUCGAACCAGAGUCGGCAUAGAUGGUAUGAAGAUUAUAGAAACUCAUAAUGAAGAAUAUCCACACACUUUUCAAGUGUCUGGAAAAGAGCGAACACUGGAGUUGCAGGCCAGUUCUGAACAAGAUAAGGAAGAAUGGAUAAAGGCCCUUCAGAAUACUAUAGAAGCUUUUCAGCAGAGGAAUGAAACUUUCAGAAACGCUAUUGCUAAAGAAUAUGAAGACAUACCUGUUGAGGUUUCUAACGCUGAGCUUGGAAAGAGAGCACCGAGGUGGAUACGAGACAACGAAGUAACCAUGUGUAUGAAAUGCAAGGAGCCCUUUAAUGCACUGACAAGGAGAAGGCACCACUGCCGAGCAUGUGGACACGUGGUUUGCUGGAAAUGUUCUGAUUACAAGGCACAUCUCGAAUAUGAUGGCAAUAAAUUGAACAAAGUCUGUAAGGACUGCUAUCACGUUAUAAUUGGUUGUACAGACAGUGAAGAAAAGAAGAAGAAAGGCAUCUUGGAGAUUGAAUCUGCGGAAGUCUCUGGAAAUAGUGUCAUAUGUAGCUUUCUUCAGUACAUGGAAAAAUCAAAGCCCUGGCAGAAAGCGUGGUGUGUUAUACCUAAACAGGAGGCUCUUGUGCUGUACAUGUAUGGUGCUCCCCAGGAUGUUAAAGCUCUGGCUACAAUUCCACUUCUGGGCUAUACAGUAGAUGACACUCCAAGAAGUGCUGACCUCCCGCACAGCUUCAAACUGACCCAGUCUAAGUCUGUGCACAGCUUUGCUGCAGACAAUGAGGAACUAAAACAGAAAUGGCUAAAAGUUAUCCAUUUAGCUGUCAAAGGUGAGACACCAGAAUGUCAAAAUGAACUGCAAGUGAAUUUAGAAGAGCAACCUGAAUCUUCUAAAACAUCUGAAUGCUGAAGCUCAAGAACAUAUGGUAUUUUUAAAAGAUUUCAAUUGAAUUUGUGGUUAACCUUUGUGUUAACCUUUCUUUGCUCAAUCAAGAAAAAAAAAAGAAAAAAGAAAAAAAGAAACUUCUUACUACCGUACACAUCUUAGCACUUUAUGUUUGGGAAAAAUUCUGGUCUUUUUAGGGAUCUUUUUCUUAUAUUUAUGUUCUGCCAAUAAAAGUGAUGUACAGGUCCAUUUCAGAGAAUUUUUUAAAAAAAUGUGAAUGCUAUUAGAAAUACUUACUAACUUUACUGUACGACUUGUUUGUCAUGAUGCAAAUUUUUUUGAAAAUCCAGUUGCUCUUUGGUUAACAUUUGCUACUUUCAUUAAGAAUGCAAAUAUUGAAGCUUCCUACUUACACAUUAGGACUUGCAACAGGAUAAAAGAUAUACCUCCACAUUGCCAAAAUAGAUCUGUAGUUAAAUAUGCAGGGACAGUUUGGUUUAAUGUAUGUAGUUUAUAGAUUGAAUUCCACAGAUCUGUACAUAUGUUGUAUUCACUUGUCUCUUUUUAUUAAUGCAAAUUGCUUUCACAGGUAUAUUGGCUUUUAAAGUUUCAAUUUAUCAAGGAAUCAAUCUAAUAAUUUUCAAUCUAGAAAUGAAUACCUAAAAUAUGAGAAAAUAUAUAUGUACAGUAUUAAAAAUGUACAAUACUUGAUUUUUGCUUUGAUUUCAUGAUACUGGGUUCCUAUUAGUGGAUAAUUUAUUUAAAAAGCAUGUUUUCUAUUUGAAAUUAAACAGUCCUAAAUUAACAAAUACUGUUCAGUGAUUUGUUUUAAUAGCUGACAUUUAAUGAUCUUGAUAUUUUUAUGCAUUAAAAAAAUAGCAGUAAUGUAAGUGGCAUGCAAUGGACAAAUAAGUUCCAGUUGUGUUUAAAAGAGUAGUCACGUUUCUUCAGUGUCCUAUCACUGUUAUCUUUUAAGAGUGCAGUAGUUUGUUACUCAAAUGCAGUAUGUAGUUUGAGAAAACCAACAGAUUCUAGUAACCUAUUUGCUAUUAUAGUUAUUGGAACAAAAGAACAUUUUGAACUUAAAUCUUUUAAUUUUUGCAGAAGAUUAGAUACUGUAAUACUUAUUUAUGACAACAGUCUUCAAGGAUUAUUGUUGUAAAGUGGAGCCUGCUUUAUAUAAAUUGAGUAUGAGGUCUGAGCCUGCAAAUCUCAAGUUGCAUUAACUGACAUUAUUUGCAUUCAGCUUAUGGGAAUAAAGACUUGUUGGCCUUACAGUAUUAAGUCCCUUAUGAACUUCCAUUCCUAUUAGGGUUUUUAUACAUAGAAGCAAAUGACCUCCCUAAAAUUUUUCCAGUAACAUCCUUGGAUGAAAUGACAAAUUCAGAGGUAAUGAUUGACUAUCAAGUAGACAAUUAAAAUCAUUCCUAUCUUUCCUUCUCUGACCCCUUAAAGGAAGGAAAAUGUGUAGCUUCUACAAUCAACUUGGCAUAAGAACAUUCAGGAGUCUUAUUGCUCAACAUAACUGCAAUCUAUUUUAAAUCAUGUCAAGCUGAAGAGCUCAGGUUCAAGUCCAGUUUUGUUAGCAGCAGGAGGGCAGAGUUAAAUUGUUGCUUUUUUAUAAUGAGCUUUCCAAACAAAGUAUUCACUGAACUCCCACUCCCACUUUACUCUUUGUGUGACACUACAGGGGAAAAACAAAAACAAACCUCAUUUAACAUUUAACAAGGGAUUGUUAAAGUAACCUCUGUUUUUAGUGUCAGGCAUACAUGAGUACGUAGUGUCUAUCGUUCUUUGGUAAGAAGAAUGUCAUGCAACUUAAUGUUAGUGGGCUGGAUUUUGCUCUCACCUCCACAAAUCCAAAAUCUACCAUGGACUUCAGACUUCUAAGCUUUACGCUAGUGUUAGUAAAUACCAGGACGUGGCAUUGUAGAGCACUAACUCUACAACUGACUUUGUGCAUGUCAGUUCUCAGUUCUUCCUCGGGUGCUCCAUGUGUCCAGAUUAUUCUGCAUGUAACCCUAGUAUUACUUUUAUCUGAUGUGCAAGCUCUUCUGUAAUUCUAUAAGAGAUUUUAAGUUACUUCUACUGUCAGCUGUAUUUACCUUUAGUUAUGGGCAGCUCAAGCCCAUUUUGAUUCACAUUGGUGAGUACCAUCAAAUCUUCACCAAGGUCUCUCUAGCUAGUACGUGUUGUCUUGUGUAUACCUUGGCGAGGGAUGAGGGAACAUUCAGGUAAGCAAGAAGAACUCUCCAUGGCUAACUUUCUUUCAUGGUCAUCUCCUGAAAGUGGGUAUCUUCUAAAAAAGUCUCAGUUGCAAUUGUGGGAUCUGGAGAGUCGUCUUACCGCACCCCAAUGUAUAAAAACAUUGUUUCGCAUGCUCAAGUCGUUGAGUGUAAGGGGAGAAGUUGUCAUAAAGGAGUUCCCAGAUAAGACGGACUGAGCUGUACAGAAAAUAAUGAUGGUGUGACUGUAUUCAUGUAGUACGUUCUAUUUUCUAAGCUCCUGCAAACUUAAUUCUGUGCCAAGUAGGAAGACCUAUUCCAGCUAAAUGAUUAGGGAAAUGAUGAGAAGCAGCAAUUUCUGGGCUGCCUUAUUGUUAUAGUGGUAUUGAGUAGCUGAAGCUGCUUGAAUGGUUUCAGUAUCUCCCAGACGAAGCCCUGCAUUUGGGCAUAAACAAUUUGAAACAAAGUUAGCAUUGGGAGUUAUUUAUUUGGAUGUUAGCCUCAUGUUUGCUCUCAGCCAUUAAAGUUUUUAUAGCACGGGAUAUUUUAUUGACCCUAGUGAAACCUAUUUCAUGUUCUCAGAAUCAAUUGCCUGGUCAGAAUUGUUCUCUUCUGAGUCAGAAUGUCUUGGCACUCAAAUGUAUGGUUCUGUGUGUAUUUUGUAGGAAAAGUAUGUACCACCAAUAUUAAAGGAGAUCAGAAGAUGGAGAAGUUGCUUCUAGAUUUAACCACCCUAACUGUUUUACUCCAUUCUCCACAGACAAGCCCUCCUAUAGCAUCCAAAACUUUAAAUUGUAAAUUAUGACUGCAGAGGAACAAACUCAAAGUAGUAACUGCUGUGGCUUAAGUAUCAUGAUGAAAGCAGUCAAAUUAAAACCAUCAUUCUAACAAGGUAUAGGGUGUUCCCACUUCAGCUGUUAAAUUCUUUAAAAAAAAAAAAAAGGCGUUACAUUUAUUAGCACAAAGCUGUGUGUGUAAGGAAUAAACUAUAACUGAGCCUUCAUUCAUAAUACAUGAAUGUAUGUGAAUGGCUCUGCUGAAUUAUUUAAGCUUUGCAAUUCUUGUGUUCAAGAAAUGCUUGUUUCUCACUUUAAAAGUGAUCAGUCUUCUGUGCAAUUUAAAGCAGACCAAAAGUUAUCUUGUGCGUUUUUAUCUGCGUUCAACCAGAACAAUGGCUUAAUUUUAUCAUGAAUAUGUUUUGAACAUACUAAUAUAUUUUUCAAAAUGACUUAAUAUUUUUCCCCUAUCAUGGAAAAAUAGUGUAUCAUGAUAUCUGCAUGUCUGCACCAUUCUUCCAAAUUCUCUAAAAAUUGUUUUCUGGUAUUGGGUACUCCUGCUUGGUUGAAGAUCUGCUGUAAAACCUAUAGCAUCUACUACUUUCAAAUCCCUUUACACUGAGUAGUUUUGUUUAUUCCAAAAUGUAUUUAAUUUUUAUGUGCAAAGUAGACACUGAGAAUACAAAACAUUCUCUUCUAUUUGGAGUAGAAUAUUAAACCACUUUAAUGCAUGUAAUAUAUAGUGGCACCUUUUUAUGCAAAACCAUCUCAAAGUGCUUUAUAAAUCUCCUCAAAGAUUCUAAAUCCGUUUCAUAGAAAAGAGGAUUUUUAUUCUUCAUAUUUUUAAAUUACGGAUGUCGCCAAGGCACUGAUUAAAUGUAGAAUAAAUACACUACCACCUGAGUAAAUUUUAGAUGAGGUUACAGAAUUGCACUCUAAAGAGUUCCAAGUGGAGUCAGGAGGAAAAAAAAAUAAUAUAUAUGUAUAUAUAAAAAUAAGUGGGAAAGAUGUGGAAACGCUUGACAGGUUCUUUGGGUUUUGUUGGUUUGCUGGGUUUUUUUUAAACCUACAUCACCACAUAGCUAGUAUAAAAACUGGUCAGCUUUUCAUUUCAAGACAAGAUUAAAUAAAAUGAACAGAGGGUAGUGGUUCUUUUUACUGAAGGAAAGGCUUUCAGGAAAGAAAUAAACAUUCCAUGUAGAAAUAAUUCUAAGCAAUAAAAAAGGAGCUUUCUCCAUAAAUUUAUUUCGAGAUCUUUAGCUGGUGUAAACUAGCAUAGACCUGCUGGAGCUAUUACACCUUCAGUGACUUAAAUUCAUGUAGAAUCUGCCUUACAUUAUAUGAAGAUACUUGUGGAAAAUCAAGAUUUCACCAGUUUGAGCGCUGCUGACUUACUAUGUCUCAUCUGGAAUCACAGUGCUCAGUUGAACUCCAGAUGGGUUUCAGCUGGAGAUAACUGAUGUAGGGAUGAAUGUAAACAGCUGGAAAUACAUAUCCAAAAAAAAAAAAAAGAUUGGAGAAGAGAAAUAAUUUUGUGGCAGAAUUGACUACCCUCAAGAUAAAUCUAUUGGUGAAAUGGGCAUCAUUCUUAGUCUGUGGUGUACUGUUAUUUGAAAUCUGAAAUGAAAUGUGUGGAGUUACAUUUUUUUUCUCCAGUCUGUGGCCCUGUUGGUAUGAGGAAUUUACCUAGCUAGUUCUGACCCAUGGGACUGUAGUGAAGUAUGUUCCUUGCAUAGGAGUUUUAAUCUGCUGUUUCCUAAAUCCUUGUCCUUUAAUAGAACAUAAUGUUAACUUAAUGAUUGUAUAUGUGUGUAUAUAUACACAUAUGCAUAUGUAUGUGUGUGUAUAUGUAUAUAUGUGUAUUUAUAUAUUUGAGACUAUUAUUCAGAUGACCUGUUUUCAAGCAGUAUUUUACAAUCAAAAAAUACACUGUGCUGCAUUCAGAAUAUAAUGUAUAGUGACUGUGUUGAGUAAGCUUUUCAGAAGAAAUAAUCAACAGAAGUAGAUCUACUUUUGUGGCAUGUUUACUAUUUCAGCCUAAUUUAAAAAAAAACAAACAAACAACCAAACACGCUCAAUUCAGUAAGACAUUCAAUCUGCUUCCUUUAAAACCUCAUGAUUAAAUUCCUCCCAGACUCAACUAUGGCAUUUUGCUUUCACCCCUUCCUCUUCCUAGCACAAGUGAAUGUAGAAUGUGGUUUUUCUGUACUAAAAUCUUCAGGCAGAUUUCUUUGAAUAAAACAUGUUUUCAGCCACUGCAUAACACCAGCCUACUUCAGUUUAUAGUGCAUCCUUGUAGAUCCAUUAACUAUUUAUGGUGAAAACAUUCAGAAAGGGGGAACUAUAUCAAAGUAUUUUUGCAUGUAUGUGCCCCAGUAUUUUUAAGAAAGAAGCUAAAUUUGUUGCAUAUAGGGAACAGUUUGCAAUAGAAGUAUUGGGUUUUUUCUAUUAGCAUGUUUUCUAUUCUGCAGCCCUCAAGGCAGAUUAAUACAUUAAUUUUAAUAGGAGCUGGAUCAGAUGUAAUGUUUGACAUCAGAAUUACAGGCUAUACAUGUUAAUUCCCCUUCAUUAUGGAAACAUUUCUGGGUUUAAUUGCAAAAACGCUUUUUAAAAAAAAUACUAAUAUUUGGAAGAGGUGUAAAUUUGUUCUGGUUUUGCAAUAAAGUGAGGAAUAUUAAAAAGGUGAAAUAUAAAUGCCGUUGUAAGUUGUGCAAAUGUAAGUGGUCAUUUUUAUGGUCAAGAAAUAUAUGAAUGUAAAAAAUUUUCAGAUAUUGUAUAUAUUUUCUGUAAUAUAUGUAUAUUUGGUCAUACGGUGGGUGGAGAAUUGUAAAAAUUAAGCACUUUAAUUCCUGUUGAGUACUUAAAAAGAAAAUAAAUUUGUAUCCUGUAAAAUAAAAGCAUCAUUAAAUAAGUA